AUUACAAGCGCUACCACUACUUCAACUUCAACUAAUAUUAUCCCAUAUUCCAUGGCGGUUCUAGCUACAACUGCUUCAAGUGUAAUCUUCAGGAAUUCUUAUCACAUUUGAUGUUGUUUAACUAUUGACUCCGUCAUCAUUGAUUUUUAUCUAGUCUGUUUUAACAUUUGUUUACAAAUGUUGAAACAGUUACAAAUGGGCAUUCGUGCUUUUCUUUUAUUCGCAUCAAAGAUAUGGAAUUUUAUUUGUUUUGUAUUUAGAAAGCAAGUAAGAACGGUCAUCCAGCAUCAAACUGUAAAGUAUGAUGUAUUACCUCUUUCGCCUUUGUCCAAGCAUAGAUUAAGUUUGGUCAAACGCAAGAUUCUAGUCUUAGAUCUUGAUGAGACGUUGAUUCACUCGCACCAUGAUGGGGUAAUUAGACAAAUGGUUAAGCCUGGCACACCUCCGGAUUUCGUUUUAAAGGUUACCAUUGACCGCCACCCUGUGAGAUUCUUUGUUCAUAAAAGGCCUCAUGUGGAUUUUUUUUUAGACAUGGUAAGCAAGUGGUAUGACUUAGUGAUUUUUACUGCAAGUAUGGAAAUCUAUGGUGCAGCAGUGGCUGAUAAAUUAGAUAAUAAUCGUGGCAUCCUUAAUAAAAGAUAUUACAGACAGCAUUGCUGUGUACGCUAUGGCAGCUUUAAUAAAGACUUAUCUGCAAUUACUCAGGAUCUUUCCAGUAUAUUUAUAUUAGAUAAUUCACCUGGAGCGUAUCGUGCAUAUCCAGAUAAUGCUAUUCCAAUAAAAUCAUGGUUUUGUGAUGCAAGUGAUACUGCACUUUUAAACCUUUUACCAAUGCUGGAUGCCCUAAGAUUUACUAGUGAUGCAAGAUCAGUUUUAAGUCGCAAUCUACAUCUUCAUGGUUUGUAAAUAAAUAUUAUAUUAAUGAGGAAAUACAAUUUUACUGCCAAUAUUGUACCACUUUCAAUCAUGAAGCCUGCGGCUGCAGUACAGCACAAAGCUCAGUUGAUUUGCUGAGAGUUUUAUUUUCAUCUUUCACAAUCAUAGUAAUUCCUGAAAACUAAAAGAUUUGGCAUUGGACAUGUACAUAUAGAGCUCUCUUUCUCUCUCUGUAAAAUAUUUAAAUUAUAUUCCCAAUCGCAGUUAGUAACCAACAAUGUUGGAUGUGUUAUUAAUUUAUUUAAAUUAAGCUGGAUAUGCUAUCACUAUUUUUUGAAUCAGUAUGGUUUAGUAAAAAUUAACUUAUAAGGAUUUUUUUUUUUUUUAUUAAUAUUAUGGUUGAAAUUUAACUAUAUUUUUCUUCUUAUACAUCUUUACUCUAAUGUGAUUGUGGAUUGAGAACAGCGUGAGUUAGAAGUUGUAGAUUAUUUUGUAUAAACUAUUUCAAAAAUAAAGUUUGAAUAUUUAAAAAAAAAAA
Parasteatoda tepidariorum (common house spider) is the source of this 1414-nucleotide messenger RNA. It is a transcript of the gene Dd, whose product is annotated as CTD nuclear envelope phosphatase 1-like protein dullard. Lineage: Eukaryota; Metazoa; Arthropoda; Arachnida; Araneae; Theridiidae. Gene Ontology annotation, molecular function: phosphatase activity. The record is from RefSeq and is a predicted model, not a curated record.